AUGGAACAAGAAAUAAGAGCUGUUGUUCUUGGGUGGCAGAAAUCUGACAAAGCCUCAGUGAUAAACAGCAUUUUAGGUGUUGAGGUCGAGUCUGACGAAUACUUUGUGAAGUCUGUGAAGAGAGACGGUGAAGUGAACGGAAGGAAGAUAGCUCUGAUCAACACGCCGUGCUGUGGGAGAUUUUCGGUUUGCAGGAUUCACCGGAGGUUGUCAAACAAGAACUGGUUUGCAGUGUUUUUUGAAAACAGAUUCAGCAUCGAGAAGCACCUCGGUCUCUUUGGUGAGAAAAUCUGGAGACACACCAUAGUGAUCUUUACAGGAACCGAUCCACUGAAGGACAAAUCCAUCGAGCAGCACACAACGAAUCAAGAUAUUCAGCAGAUCAUACAGAGAUGUGGAGAAAGAUAUCAUGCCUUUGAGACUGAAAAUGAAAGUACUGGAGACCAAAAACUGCUCAUCAAGAUUGAUGAUGUUGUGGCAGCAAACAAUGCCAAGCAUUUUGAAACUCAUGAUGACGUGCUACUAGAGAUAAAGACAAAGAGAGAAGAAAUAAAAGAAAGAGCAAAAGCCAGACAGAAAAUGUUGCAGGACAAAAGAGACAUACUGAAAGAAAUAAAUGAAUGUGUGGCUCCGCUCUCAAAACUGAGAAUUGUUCUGCUGGGUUGGAUCCUGUCUGGGAAGAGUUCAGCAGCAAACACUAUUUUUCAUAAUAAAACAUUUGAAAUAGAAGGUACAAAAACGUGCACAAAAUACUCUGGUGUUGUAAAUGAUAGAUCAGUAACUGUGUUGGACACUCCGGGCUGGUGGAAGUAUUUUGCGCCUAAAUUCAACCCAAAGUUUGCACAGGCUUCAAUCCUGGAGAGUGUAGGCCAAUCACAACAAAUGAAAUUCCCUCAUGCCAUGAUCCUAGUGAUUCCUAUUGAUACUUCAUUCAGUAACGAACAGAAACGAAUCAUUGAACGGUACAUGGCCACUCUAGGAGAAAACAUCUGGAGACACACUAUAGUUCUGUUCACGUGGGGCGACAGAUUCCCAGACAUCUCAAUCGAGCAACACAUUGAGAGUGAAGGUGAAGCUCUUCAGUGGCUGAUUGAGAAAUGCAGGAACAGAUAUCAUGUCUUUGACAACACAGACAAGAAGAAUCGAGAUCAAGUCUCAGAGCUGCUGCAGAAGAUUGAUGAGAUGGCGGCAGAAAACAGUCUGUUCUGCAUCAACACUGACUGUGCUGCAGAAGUGAACGUUCAUGAGACUGACACACAACAAGACGAGGAAUUAAGUCUGAACACUGACCAAUUACUGAAAUUAAUGUUCCAGGAGCUGAAAAACAGGCAUAAAGAGAUGAAAAGGAAGCUGCAAGAAUUAGCGCUGGACGUCACUGGAUGUAUAGAAGCCAGAAGUGAUCGAAGCAUGGAAUAUCCCAUAGAAUUGAAAGCUGAUGAGAAAGUCAUGGAGAAGGUAAGGAGAGAAGGAAGCAGAUGGGAAGCAAUUUUAAUGGACGGGAUCUUGAACAUUCAGAAUCCUGAAGCAUCUUGUGAUGAAAAUAUGAGUGUCAAUGAAAAGGUGUCUUGGUGGCUUCAAAAAUAUGAGGAAUACAGCACAUCUGAAACAUCGGGAUAUAAAACAGAGCAAAAUGAUCCAGUAGAACAUCCACAGAAUCUAGAGGAGUCAGAUAAUACAUCUGAACUGUUGGAUGAAAAUGUUAUAUGUCUGUAA
Messenger RNA from Sinocyclocheilus rhinocerous, 1713 nucleotides. Its product is annotated as GTPase IMAP family member 8-like. Bases 1 to 1713 code for a protein of 570 amino acids. NCBI's taxonomy places the organism in Eukaryota, Metazoa, Chordata, Actinopteri, Cypriniformes, Cyprinidae. The transcript is spliced from 6 exons. Gene Ontology annotation, molecular function: GTP binding. The record is from RefSeq and is a predicted model, not a curated record.